Dioscorea cayenensis subsp. rotundata (Guinea yam) is the source of this 1506-nucleotide messenger RNA. Its product is annotated as protein HIGH CHLOROPHYLL FLUORESCENCE PHENOTYPE 244, chloroplastic. The record is from RefSeq and is a predicted model, not a curated record. The transcript has 8 exons. The coding region runs from base 66 to 1238 and encodes 390 amino acids. Lineage: Eukaryota; Viridiplantae; Streptophyta; Magnoliopsida; Dioscoreales; Dioscoreaceae.
CUCUUUCUUUUAAUGGCGCAAAUCAAACCCAUCUCCUCCUCCUCCUCCUCCCCUUCGCCAUCCCAAUGGCCUCCACCCUCAGCUCCUUUCCUCCCCACCUCGCCGCCCCUCGCCGCCGCUCCACUCUCUCCUGUGCUCAUUCUUUGUCUCCUACCCAACCCCACUUCCUCGCCUCCUCCUCCUCCUGCUCCUCCUCUUUAGGUAGACAUUGCAUGCCUUUGCAGGUUCGUUGCGAUGCUCAGACGAUCAGUGCGUCGGAUUUGACUCCGGGGACUCCUGUCAGACCGACAAGUGUUCUUGUUGUUGGGGCUACUGGAACCCUAGGUCGGCAGAUUGUUAGGAGGGCAUUGGAUGAAGGAUAUGAUGUGAGAUGCCUUGUCAGGCCUCGUCCUGCUCCUGCUGAUUUUCUCAGGGAUUGGGGCGCUAUUGUUGUCAAUGGAGAUCUUAGCAAACCAGAGACCAUACCUGCAACUCUAGUUGGUAUUCAUACAAUAAUUGAUUGUGCAACAGGAAGGCCGGAGGAGCCUAUUAAGACGGUAGAUUGGGAAGGAAAGGUUGCUCUCAUACAAUGUGCGAAAGCAAUGGGAAUCCAGAAGUAUGUAUUCUAUUCCAUCCACAAUUGCGAUAACCACCCAGAAGUUCCUUUGAUGCAGAUCAAGCACUGUACUGAGAAAUUUCUUCAGGAUUCUGGUCUAACAUACAUCAUAAUCCGCUUAUGUGGUUUCAUGCAGGGCCUAAUUGGGCAGUAUGCUGUGCCAAUACUAGAAGAGAAGUCAGUCUGGGGAACAGAUGCCCCAACAAGAAUAGCUUACAUGGAUACCCAGGAUAUAGCUCGGUUGACCUUUAUAGCCUUGCGCAAUGAGAAAAUUAAUCAGAAACUCUUAACAUUUGCUGGGCCACGUGCCUGGACAACUCAAGAGGUGAUUACUUUAUGUGAGAGACUUGCAGGACAAGAUGCAAAUGUUACAACUGUUCCUGUUUCAGUGCUGAGAUUCACCCGCCAACUUACCCGGUUCUUCCAAUGGACAAAUGAUGUUGCUGAUAGAUUGGCAUUCACAGAGGUCCUCUCAAGUGACACAGUCUUCUCAGUUCCAAUGAACGAGACAUAUAGUCUUCUUGGGGUUGAUCAAAAGGACAUUUUAACCUUGGAGAAGUAUCUACAGGAAUAUUUCACCAACAUAUUAAAAAAACUGAAGGACCUCAAAGCGCAAUCCAAGCAAACAGAUAUCUAUUUUUAGCUCAGAUUCUGAAUUAUGUGAGCUUAAUCGAGUUUGUACAAAGUUAUCGAGAUUUUCCUCAUGUAAAAUGAUGCCAAACUUUUCAUUCUUUCUUUUGGAGUGUAUACUUGCAAGCAGUAUGUAAUUGUACUUCUUAGUUUCUAAAUGCAACUUGUGCAUACCAAAAAAAAAAGGCCUGUUUUCAGGCCUCAAGUCUUUUUGUGCAAAAGCCUAGGAACAAAUUUGGUUGUCUCGUCUUAUUGGAAUAUUUAUCUUCCAGUUGUUUUCA